UGAAAGCUGUCGAGAUAAAAUCAGCAGAAAGAUAGAACGUAUGAAUUUUAGGUAACCCUAAAUACCAUUCCAAAUUUAAACCUUCUAAAUCUUCGGCAAACAAAACCUUUACCUAAUUAAAUAUAUCCUCUACAUAGUCGGAUUUUUUUUUUUUUUUUGUUGUCUAAAUAAAUAUCGAAAUCCUCAAUCAAUUUUUGGUUUCUUUCUUCCUCGGAUUUCUACCUCGAAUACGAGGUAGAGAUGACGAGAAAGUGUUCUGGAUGUAGUAAUAAUGGGCAUAAUUCAAGAACUUGCCCUGCUACUAAUAAAGUCGUUAAACUGUUUGGGGUUAGAUUAGAUGCAGGUGCUUCUUCCUCAUCAUCCAUGAGGAAAAGUGUUAGUAUGUGUAAUUUGUCUACUUUAUCACAUAAUGCUAGUUUUCAGAAUUUUAGUAAUCUUGGGAAUCAGGAUUCUUCUUCUUCACCUGGUGGUGAUGAUCAGAAUAAUAAUAAUGGUCAUAUUAAUGAUGGAUAUGCUUCUGAAGAUUAUGUUAAAGGUUCUUCUCGUGAAAGAAAGAAGGGUGUGGCAUGGACCGAAGAGGAACACAAGAUGUUUCUACUGGGACUACAAAAGCUUGGGAAGGGUGAUUGGCGUGGGAUAUCACGAAAUUAUGUUAUUACAAGAACCCCUACUCAGGUUGCUAGCCACGCCCAGAAAUAUUUUAUCCGCCAAUGCAACAUGUCCAGAAGGAAAAGACGAUCCAGCCUAUUUGAUAUGGUACCUGAUGAGCAGUCAACGGAUGCUCCUCAAGUUGGGUCAGCUUUACCAGACCAUCCCCAAGCUGAAAUUCAAAACAUCACCUUGUCUCCAACCCCAACUAUAGGUGAAGAAUGUGAAUCGAUGGAUUCAACCAACUCUACUGAAAAACAACCUCUUGUUAUUCAACAUCCAGUGGCGAUGCCUAUCAUGCAGUCUAGUUAUCCAGUAAUGUGUCCUCCUUUUUACUAUCCAUACUAUCCAUACGCUGUCCCAGUUUGGCCCGGGUACAAUACAGAGCAAACAACAACAGAAGAGACUCAUGAAGUUGUAAAACCUAUGGCUACACAUAUAAAGAGUCCGAUGAACGUGGAACAACUCGGACUAAUGUCGAAACUGACAAUUGGUGAAUCCGAUGACAAAAAAGAACAGUCACUAUCUACUUCUCUCUCGCUUCAAAUUCCUGGGGAGUCAUCUUCCAGGCCGUCGGCUUUUCACCAAGGACAGACCUAUGUGAGGGCUAUUCCAGGCGGUAGCCCAGGGUAGAUUUACGCGCAGUAUUAUUCAGGCUCAAGAAUGUUAAAGUGUUUAAAUUGAUUUUUGGGCUUGUAUUUUGUUUUAUGCCCAGGUGUUAAGUUAGCAUUCUUUUAUUUUAGGAAGGCCCUAUUGUUGCAUAACAAUUAACAUAAGUUCUCAUGCACUCUGUAUUUAGGAAAUUGUCAAAAUAAAUCUGUGAUGUGCGUCAUUGCCUUUUAA
Molecule: messenger RNA, 1491 nt
Organism: Papaver somniferum (opium poppy)
Lineage: Eukaryota; Viridiplantae; Streptophyta; Magnoliopsida; Ranunculales; Papaveraceae
Product: transcription factor MYBS3-like
Exons: 3
Coding region: 241-1281 (346 amino acids)
Biological process (GO): response to auxin; response to gibberellin; response to ethylene
Molecular function (GO): DNA binding
Source: RefSeq, a predicted model, not a curated record